CAGUGAGCUCUGAGCUCAGCCCCCGCUCUGUGGAGGCGGGUCUUUAGGUAGAAAGUGAAGGUAGUUACUUCCCCUACAGACUCUGAGAUUCUGGACCAACGACAACAUGUUAAAAGGCAAAAUUGCCAAACUGACAGUGAGCGACGUGAGAUUUCCCACGUCUCUGGAGCAGCACGGAUCAGACGCGAUGCACUCUGACCCGGACUACUCCGCGGCUUAUGUUGUUAUUGAAAGUGACGAUGGGCUGAAAGGCUACGGGAUCACUUUCACUGUAGGAAGAGGCACAGAAAUCGUUGUAUGUGCUGUUGAAGCCUUGUCUACAUUAGUGAUUGGAAAGACGCUGGAGGGCAUAGUGAGUGACUUCAGUGGCUUCUACAGGUGCCUGACUAGUGACAGUCAGAUGAGAUGGAUUGGACCAGAGAAAGGAGUCAUCCAGCUGGCAACUGCAGCCAUUCUUAAUGCUAUCUGGGAUAUGUGGGCACGUGCAGAGGGCAAGCCCCUUUGGAAGCUCCUGGUUGACAUGGAGCCCAAACAGCUCAUCCGCUGUAUAGAUUUCAGAUACAUCACUGAUGCUCUCACUGAGCAGGAAGCAUUAGAUAUACUGGAGAAGGCAAAGGAGGGAAAGCAGCAGAGAGAGGAACAGAUGCUGAAGGAAGGCUAUCCAGCCUACACCACCUCCUGUGCUUGGCUGGGCUAUUCAGAUCAACAGCUCACACAGCUGUGUUCUACUGCACUGGCUGAAGGAUGGACCAAGUUUAAAGUGAAAGUGGGUGCAGACCUGCAGGAUGACAUUCGCAGAUGUAGCCUUAUUCGGAAGAUGAUUGGUCCAGUGAACACUCUGAUGAUUGAUGCCAACCAGCGAUGGGACGUCGCAGAGGCGAUAUCUUACGUCACAAAGCUAGCGGAGUUCCAUCCCCUGUGGAUUGAAGAGCCCACCUGUCCUGACGACAUCCUUGGCCAUGCUGCCAUCUCCAAGGCUCUUUCACCUUUGGGAAUUGGAGUUGCAACUGGAGAACAGUGUCAUAACAGGGUGAUGUUUAAGCAGUUUCUGCAGGCCUCCGCUCUACAGUUUGUUCAGAUUGACAGCUGUAGAGUGGGCAGUGUCAAUGAGAACCUCGCCAUCAUACUAAUGGCUGCCAAAUUCAGGGUUCCAGUUUGUCCUCAUGCUGGUGGAGUAGGACUUUGUGAGCUUGUUCAGCAUCUAAUUCUGUUUGACUACAUCUCUGUGUCUGCCAGCCUGGAGAACAGGAUGUGUGAAUAUGUGGACCACCUUCACGAGCACUUCAAAAGCCCCACUGUAAUCAGAAACGCCCACUACAUGCCUCCUAAGGAUCCUGGAUUUUCAUCUGAAAUGUUGGAUGAGUCAGUGCAGAAACAUCAGUUUCCUCAUGGAGAGGUGUGGAGAUCCAUCCUGGAGAAGAAAGGAUCUUAAUGCAAUCUCUAAUUGCUGCUGAACAACUGUUACACUGAAUCAGCCUUCAAAAACGAAGUUCAGUCAGUAAAGCCUUUCUCUUUCUUUGAAUUACUGUGAUUUUAAAGAUACCUCCUAUCUGUUUAUUAUACAGAUGCAGCCAUAAGGGACAUCUAAGCACUAAUUUAGAAAGAAUUUGCACUUUUCUAACAGCAACACUUAUUUUUAGCUUCUGACGAAUCAACAUAUUUUGCAUUUUUUCAAAUACAUUUCACUUGUAACCUUAAGUUGUUUAUUCAGUGCAUCAGUGAUGUCUUUCUCUUUUGAGCAUAACUUUUACUGUUGACCCUUCUGCUAAAGUACAGACUGUGCAAAAGACGUAUGAAUGAAAAAUGUUUAAGGUUCACAAACAGUUAAACAAAUAAUUGCAAUAAAAAGUUACAGAAAAUUUUUAUACAUAAAUAUUUACACAUUUUAUUUGAGGAAGUCAAACAGAUUCCAUAAAAUCAGUACAA
Molecule: messenger RNA, 1926 nt
Organism: Colossoma macropomum (tambaqui)
Lineage: Eukaryota; Metazoa; Chordata; Actinopteri; Characiformes; Serrasalmidae
Gene: enosf1
Product: enolase superfamily member 1
Exons: 15
Coding region: 107-1432 (441 amino acids)
Biological process (GO): amino acid catabolic process; carbohydrate catabolic process
Molecular function (GO): L-fuconate dehydratase activity; magnesium ion binding
Source: RefSeq, a predicted model, not a curated record